Dicentrarchus labrax (European seabass) is the source of this 3915-nucleotide messenger RNA. RefSeq names its product kelch-like family member 36 (gene klhl36). Gene Ontology annotation, molecular function: cullin family protein binding. The record is from RefSeq and is a predicted model, not a curated record. NCBI's taxonomy places the organism in Eukaryota, Metazoa, Chordata, Actinopteri, Moronidae. The transcript is spliced from 9 exons. The coding region runs from base 317 to 2209 and encodes 630 amino acids.
UUGAAAAGCAACACCGGAAGUUGGUUUGUUUAUUCAAGCUAGUUUACGGUAUGCUACACUGUGCAGUCCUUUCUGUGCUCUAACAAUGUAUUUACAGGAACAUGUCUCUGUAAGAAGACACUGUGUGAGAACAGAGAGUUUCAGGAAGCGGGUCAGUUUGUGUCGUCGUUGAAAAACGUCGUAUGUCCACGGUUUCCUUCAGAAAUGCAGCUGCUCUACGCUAACGAGAGAUGCUGUUAGCUGUAUCACAGUGUACCCCGCUACCGUCUGCUGCUCCACCACACGUCCAAAUGUGAUGCCUGUCUGAGGGAACAUAAUGGACAAUGGAAAAGUGAGCCGUGUGUGUCGGCCCCAGCGGAUCAGUGAAUCGUCCAAGGUGUUCCGCUGCGUGGAACAAGGUUUGGAGGUGUUGCAGGGCCUCAAUGAGCAGCGGCAGCACAGCCAGUUCUGUGAUGUGGUGCUGGUGGCCGACGACCAGCGGCUCCCCGCGCAUCGAGCUCUGCUGGCUGUCUCCAGCCCGUACUUCUACGCUAUGUUCACCUUGGGCAUGAGGGAGGAACGCCAGGAGGAGGUGCAGCUGGUUGGGAUGUCCUACAUCGGUCUGACGGCUGUAGUGGACUUCCUGUACAGUGGAGAGCUGCCAUUGGAUGGAGGAAACAUUGACUAUGUGCUGGAAGCUGCCCACCUCCUACAGAAACCUGCUGUUGUUCAGGUGUGGCGUGUGGUGGAUUUCUGCUGCCAGUACCUGGAGAGGGAGGUGAGUGAGGACAACUACCUGUACCUGCAGGAGCUGGCUCUGCUCUACAGUCUGGAGCGUCUCGACACAUUCAUCGACCACUUUAUCCUUGCACGCUUCGCCACACUCUCCUUCACCCCCGAUUUCCUGCGGGACAUUCCUUUACACAAACUCACCUCUUACCUCUCCAGUGGCCAGGUUCAGCAUGACAGCGAGCAAGCGCUCCUCCAGGCCGCCCUGCAGUGGCUCAGCCACAGUCCCGAGCGUACCGUUCACGCCAGGCAGCUCCUCUCCCACAUCCGCUUCCCUCUGAUGCCGAUGGGGGACCUCGUGGGACGGGUGCUGCCGGCGGUGCGGGCCUUGCUGCCGGAGGAGGCCGGAUGUGAGGCCCUGGUGGAGGAAUCUCUGGCGUAUCACGCCAGGCCCAGCGCCCAGCCGCUCCUGCAAACAGGACGCACCACGCUGAGGGAGGGAGUAGAGCGGCUCCUGCUGAUUGGAGGAGAGGUGUCAGAACGUGGAGAGGAGCUGAGUGCCAAUGUUUGCCGACUGGACGGUGAAACAGGAAGCUGGGAGGUGGAAACCGAGCUGCCGGCCCAGCGGAGCCAUCACUGCCUGGCAGUGCUGGGGGGCUUUAUCUUCGCUGCUGGCGGCAGCUCGUCCAGGGACAAUGGUGGUGACGCAGCCUGUAACCUGCUGUACAGAUACGACCCCCGCCACAACCAGUGGACCAAGGGUGCUCCAAUGAAUCAGCGGCGAGUGGAUUUCUACCUCGGGGUAGUUGGAGAGUGCCUGAUUGCCGUGGGUGGGAGAAAUGACAAUGGAGCUUUGUCCUCUGUGGAGGUUUAUUGUCCCGCUGAGGACUGCUGGUCCUACGUGGCAGAACUGCCCAGGUGUACUUACGGCCAUGCUGGGACGGUCCUCGACGGCAUAGUCUACAUCUCAGGUGGUCACGACUAUCAGAUCGGCCCAUACCGCCGAGAUUUCCUGAGUUAUGAUCCAUCACGGGACAGUGACGUUUGGGUGGAAUGCCAGGCUAUGUCUCUGGCCCGGGGCUGGCACUGCAUGGCCUCCCUCAACCACCUCAUCUACGCCAUCGGGGGCAGCAAUGACCACGAGGACACCACAGAGCGCUUUGACAUCCUGCAGGUGGAGUCCUAUGACCCGCACGGUGGCCAGUGGACCCGGGUGGCGCCACUGCUGCUGCCUAACAGUGAGGCAGGGCUCGCAGUCUGGGCAGGGAGGAUCUAUGUGCUUGGGGGCUACAGCUGGGAGAGUAUGGCGUUCUCCAGAGCCACUCAGGUGUACAACCCCGAUAAGGGCUCAUGGUCCAGAGGGCCAGACCUGCCGAAACGCAUCGCAGGGGCCUCGGCUUGUGUGUGCACCGUGAAACCCUCACAAUCAUCUCCCUCUUCGGAGAGGAAGAAGAUGGGACGAGGGAUGAAAGGAAUGUCACACCCCACGUAUCCGUGUUGAAGGUCUUUCUGUUGGUGCAAAAAUAAGGCCAGACUUUUGGCAGAGCUUGGUGUACUUCAGAUACUAACUCUUCAAUAGAAGAUAUUUAGUAUCAGAAUAAUUUUGCCCAGAGGCACUGCAGCAUCACAACAAGGGACAGGAGGAGCAAUAAUGAUAAACACUGAAUUAACAAUUUCCUUUAGCAAAUAACAACUAAUAAGUGUAUGUUGACAACAGCUACAUUAUAUGAUGCACAGUCUUUGUGUUGCAUAAGCAUUCACAGUUAGAUAUCAUCUGAAGACAGCAAUCAUUUUUGUCUCCUUGCUACCGUAGAUGCAACAGUAUGCUUUUGCAUUCAGGUGUCUGUCUUGUCUUUUUAAAGUCAGGAAAUGAGAGCUUGUAGAAGUUCGGAGGCUGAAUGAUGGGUUGAUAUUAAGUGUUAACUUGAAAGAUUAAGCUCAAGAUUUAAGCGUGGGAGUUGUAGUCUUGCACUCUAGUCUGUGCUGUGAAUAAAUCCAUCCCAUGCACACAGGAAAGCCACCAGGAAGGUUGUGUUAAAACUGGGUAUACCCGCUGAUUCUUUUGUACAUUACUGAUAGUUUGGAACCGUUAAACACAUGAAAAACUCUUAACCAGCAUACAUCUGUAUUUUGGUUUUAUAUAUUAAUUUAAUUUAAUUUUCUUCAAACCAGAAGCCAAAAGAAUCUACACAUAAUGGACAGAACAGCAGACUGUGAUGUUUCAAACCUUCAUCUCUUUGAAAUGAGUUCACUUCACUCAUACAGAGCUUAAUGUGUGCUUCAAUACAUUUUUUCUGUUGAUCAUAUUUGAUCACCUGGUUGAGCACGAUGCCUCUCUACACACCUGUAGCAAUGCGUCUCUGUCAUUGGCCCCUAACACUGUAAAACAAGACUAAUGCUUUAUUUGCAUGUCUUCCACAUUGAUCAUACAGUGAGGAAGCUGACUUAUGGCCUGGGGCGUGCAGCUUUAGCCUCAGUCUUUUAGCACAAUAUGAUGUUAGAAAGCCAUUAAGAACAUAAGACUCCUCUUGCAGUCUACUUGUUUUAAAACCAGUGCCAGGGACAUUUGUCUUUACAGCUAGCAAAACAGCAGCGACUAGCAACAAUAAGCUGCUUUUGUCUUGUCUGAAAUCAAGGACCAGUUGUUUCAAGAGUUGCUACUGAUUUGUAAGAGGGGUGGGAAAGAUAAAAUAUUUCACUCUGCUUUCGUUUGAGAAGGGUCUCCUACAAGAACUGUAGUUGAUUAACACACUGAAUGCCUGAGUCAAUUGUGUUGCUCUUUCUCUGUUAGAUACUGGGUCAGGUGACACCUGUGGUGCACCAAAUCCCAAGACACCCUCAGAUUCCUCAUUCCAGCUCCAAGGACUACCCACUUUGCAGGACUAAAAGCAGUAGAAUUGUCAUUGUCUCUAAGCACUGCCUCUAGAGUACAAAGUACAUCAUUCUUGAUUAUUUGUGUUAUUUUAUAAGUAUAUAGACAGAUUUAAACCUGUCUGCACACUGGAAAGCAUCGCCUGUACUCCGGUGUCACACACCAAAGCACAAAUCCUCACAGAGAAAAUGUUACAUUACGGAAGCCCUGAGAGGCUUAAUGCUUUUCCAAGGUUCAUCCGGAAAUGCCUACCUUAACACACAUAUACAGUGAGUGUGAUGAGUGUGGUUAUAAUGUGCUCAGUAUUGUAAUAAAAUAUAAGUGUUUCAGAGUUA